Molecule: messenger RNA, 1542 nt
Organism: Durusdinium trenchii
Lineage: Eukaryota; Dinophyceae; Suessiales; Symbiodiniaceae
Source: the annotation of a GenBank genome assembly
AUGGAUGAGGCGACGGCGCGCGCGGCGACGCAGCGGCUACGGCGCAGUUGCGUGCAGAUGAAAGAGCUGGAUGCCGCCUGGGAAUUACUCGAGGUCCUUUGUGCCAGCCGCCUGCGCUCCAAUGCCUUUCACCUGGGCGCGAUGUGCGGAGCCUUUGCGCAGUCCAAUGCUUGGCGCUUGGCCUUUGGGGCCGUCCAACGGAUGGAGACAAGGACGGUGCCGGUGGACCUGAUCGCCUCCAACGCGGCGCUGCAUAGCCUGGAGCCCAGGAGUGGUGCGAGCCUGUGGCGUCGAAGCCUGGAAGCAGCCCGCCAAGCGGAGCUGCAGGAGCUCACGGAUGAGAUUUCGAGCAACUGUUGCAUCAACCACUGUGCCAAAGGUGCGCAGUGGCAGAGGUCAAUGCAGUUGCUCUUGUCGUGUCUUUGGAGGCGCAUGUGCGUCGACACCUUUGGAUGCAGCAGCGCCAUUGAUGGGCUCAGUGCCGAUGGGUGGCAGAGGGCAUGGUCUUUGCUUCGCCAGAUGCCUCGCUGGAAUUUGAUGCCGGAUGAAUUCAGCCUGGCCAGCGCCGCCCAGUGCCUCAGCGGGCAAUGGCGGAGGGCUCUAGCGGCGGGCCUGGCCUCGAGCUUGCAUCGCUUGCGCCGCAGCGAGGUGAUGUAUGGCUCGAUGAUCCAGAGCUGCGAGCUGGCCUCCCUGUGGCGCAGGGCCUUCGCUCUCGGCAGUGGCUGCUCCGUGAUUGGAAUGAGCACUGCGCUGACUGCAGGCGCACAAGCGGCCCAGUGGCUGGCGUCGUUGCACGGUUUCUCCCAGAUGAGCAGCGGGUCUAUUCAGCUUGAUGAGAUUUCCUGUGGAGCGACCAUCAGCGCCUGUGAGAAGGGCCAAACAUGGGCCAUGGCCCUGGAGUUACUGAGUGAUGCCUUCACGAAGCAAUUCGCUCAGCACAUUGUCACUUGGAAUUCAGCUGUCAGCAGCUGUGAGCGCUUCAGCCUUUGGUUCAGCUGCUUAGCGCUCUUGUCCUCAGCCAAGGAUGCAGGACGCCAGGCGGAUGCCAUCAGUCGUGCUUCAGUGGCCAGCGCUUGUGGCAAGGGAGGCCGCUGGCGCUGGGCGCUGCAAGAGGCAGAUCUCAGCAGCGAGGCGGGUGCGAGGGCGGUGGAGCAGAUGCAGAAUUUCGUUUCUUGGGAGCUCUUUGGAGACAAGCUCGCGACAUGGACCUUCCGUGGGAAUGUCCAGCCGCUUGCUCUUCGCGCUGUUGACAUCUACGGGCCUUUGGCCCUUCUCUUGGGCUGCUGUGUGGUCGAAGUCUUCCUACGAGGAGAGUUGACCAUGGACGACUCCUCUAGCUUGCCGGAGCUGGUGCAAGAGAAGUUGAGGGAUGGUCUUGCCUUGCUCUUUGCUCCGUUGAGAGAGUUCGUACAGAACUUCAUGCAGGGGAAGGCGGGCUUUUGGGAGUUGAGCCCGAAGGAUCGUGCGAAGAUGGAGGCCUUGGGGCAAGCCAUUCUUCCUCCAACCCGUGGUGGGGAGCGACGGAGCAGCUUCGCAGCCUGA